AUGAGUGAAUUACCUGACUACGUGCUCAACCCCAAUGCUGUCCUUAUGGAUACCACUGCCACCUGGCGCAAUGGUAAUCCACCGGACUACUCUAAGACAAGAGCCUUCUAUGAAAAGACUAAGACAAGGACUCACGAACCCGGCAGUCUUCCAUUCCUGGUUGAAAACCUCGUGAAGAAUUGGGAAAUCGAAGCCUCCUUCAAGAGGAACCUAUCCGACUGGCGCACAAUCGAUGCCGACGUAUACACAGUUUCCCUGAACGGUGGUGAGCGACGAACGGGUCACCACAUGUUGGAAGUAGGGACCUAUAAUGCGCUUCUCACUGCGAGUCAGUAUUAUGAUCCUGAACAAAACAACUUCGAAGACUCGCACAAGUCGUUCAAGCGGAUGAUGCCAACAUUUGCUUGGGAGGUGCUUGAAGUAUACUCCGGCCCUCCAGUUGUGGUCUUUCGAUGGAGACAUUGGGGUGAGAUGAAGAAUGAUUACGUGGGAUACAAUAGUUCCGGUGAAAAAGUCAGGGUUGCAGCGCACGGUGGCACUAUUGAUAUUGAGGGUGUUAUUGUGGCCAAGGUCAAUGAUAAACUCCAAGUGCAGAGUCUUGAUAUCUGGUAUGACCCCAUGGCAAUGUUCCGCCAGAUUAGCAGAGAGGGCCAGGCUAUCAGCGAGGACCAGACUAGCCCCGAGGACCCAACUAGCAAAGAGGAACAGGCUAGCAGCCAGGGUGGUGUUAGCAGGUGUCCGUUUAUGUAA
Messenger RNA from Penicillium paradoxum, 750 nucleotides. RefSeq lists its product as uncharacterized. NCBI's taxonomy places the organism in Eukaryota, Fungi, Ascomycota, Eurotiomycetes, Eurotiales, Aspergillaceae. The record is from RefSeq and is a predicted model, not a curated record. Bases 1 to 750 code for a protein of 249 amino acids. The transcript has 3 exons.